AAAGUGCAACUAGUGUUCAUGGUUACGGACUGUAGUGAGGGUGGUCUCUGGUUCAUCGACAUCUUUGAAGGGUCGUCUCCGCCCACACGAUUUGUGCGACUUGCACCCUCCAAGCUCCAGAAUGGCAAUUUCUAUUAUCAUGGCCCACUGAACCUUGACGUUAACUUGAGUGUUCCCAGGCAGAAGAUCUACAACACAGACCUCGGCGAUUUCACUUUCGCAGAGGGUUAUAUAUGGGAGGAGUGUGCUGAAGACACUGCAAACGGCGCAUUUGUGAACUCUGAGCGCUGGGUACUGGCGGUUCUAGAUAUGGCAGUCAAGCGAGGGCUCCUUAUGGCGGCGAAGAAAAAAGACAGCCUUAGAUGCAUAGCCAAGGCACGUCCUCCAGUAACUUCUAUGCAUAUCGCGCCCGCCGUGUGGUAAUGCAAUAGCAAUAUAGGUGUUCUAUGCAAUAUGACGGGUUAUCCUGAACGAGUAUGCAGUAACAUAUAUAACCUCUUGCCUGCCGGAUGAUACUUCCAAAGUUGGUGACGAGCGAGAUCUUCCCUACGGAUUGCACCCCUCAGCGUCGAGGGACGUUGUUCAGCCAACAUUAUUGCCCCAAUGCCGCACUGUCGUUGGACGCAACCACGACGGGGGACGUAGUAAUGUACUGCCACGUAGUUUGUCUCUAGUUUGUCCAGCGGCACUUGAAUGAUCGAUCGAAGAAUUACCACGUUUC
This is a messenger RNA of Somion occarium, 721 nucleotides long. Lineage: Eukaryota; Fungi; Basidiomycota; Agaricomycetes; Polyporales; Cerrenaceae. The record is from the annotation of a GenBank genome assembly.